AUGACUGCCGAGUUACUAGCGGCCAGUAGUAUCAGGCGACCAGUAGUACCGGGCGUCUUCGUGCAAAGCGAGUGUCAUUCAGUCAUCGACAGCAAACCAGAGAUGGUGCGAUUUCUAUGUGAAAAGGGUGCUGACGUAAAUGCUCAAGACAAUGAGGGUUGGACUCCACUGCAUGCAGCAGCUUGCUGCGGAAAUUUAGCUAUAGUCAAAUAUUUGUGCCAAAACGGGGCUCGACUUAAUGUAAUUAACAGUGAUAAAGAAUUAGCGUUGGACUUAGCCGACGACGAGUCCUGUAGGGAAUAUCUUGAACGUGAUUACCGUGAUCAGGGCGUAAUUCCUGAGCAAUGUCGUGAUCAAGAGUUAGCUAUUAUGAUGAGAGAUGCUCAACAAUGGCUGCGCGAUGGAGAAUAUCGAGAUCAACCGCAUCGACGCACAGGAGCAACUGCAUUGCAUGUUGCAGCUGCCAAAGGUUAUACGCAACUUCUUGAAUUGCUCAUUAAAGCUGGUGGAAAUAUACGGGCGCCAGACAAGGACGGAUGGACUCCGUUGCAUGCAGCGGCCCACUGGGCAGAGAGGGAUUCCUGUAAAAUAUUACUCGAGCAUGGUGCAAGUAUAAUGGACACUAACUACGCGGGACAAAACGUACUAGCCGUUGCUGACAAAGAAAUUGUGGAGUAUUUGGAGGAUUUGGAGCGAUCAGUCGACAAACGAAAAUCUCCACCGUCUGCUCCUGCUGGAAUAUUGCAGGUAUUUUCAUAUUAUACAAAUCCAUAUUUCCUUGACUGUUUUUUUUUGUUGAAAACUUAUGACUUCUUGUGGGUUCGUCGACCGAUUAGAGGUGAAAUUGAGCUUCCAUAG
Messenger RNA from Cooperia oncophora, 858 nucleotides. Lineage: Eukaryota; Metazoa; Nematoda; Chromadorea; Rhabditida; Trichostrongylidae. The record is from the annotation of a GenBank genome assembly.